Messenger RNA from Suillus subaureus, 177 nucleotides. RefSeq lists its product as uncharacterized. Lineage: Eukaryota; Fungi; Basidiomycota; Agaricomycetes; Boletales; Suillaceae. The transcript has a single exon. The annotation marks the transcript as partial. The record is from RefSeq and is a predicted model, not a curated record.
GCCAGAUGGGCCAGGCAGUGGUCCACCUCCCCCUGUCAUCAAUGUCUCCAGCACAUCGACCCUCUUACCAUUGAACACUCCUUCAUCAAACUCACAUCCUCCUUCUUAAAAUGCCUCACCAGUCUCAUUCUUGGACUAUGCACCCAUCAUCUCCCCCUGAAUCAGCACCUAUUCUGA